Molecule: messenger RNA, 921 nt
Organism: Australozyma saopauloensis
Lineage: Eukaryota; Fungi; Ascomycota; Pichiomycetes; Serinales; Metschnikowiaceae
Exons: 1
Coding region: 1-921 (306 amino acids)
Cellular component (GO): membrane; cytoplasm
Source: RefSeq, a predicted model, not a curated record
AUGAUAGGACUACCAGAUGAAACGGACUCACAAAAAGACACUUCAAUAACAUUUUCGAAACUCAUCAAUUGCGUAAGGAUCUACAAUAUCCCCGUUUUGAACUUUGCGAUCAUCUUGACGCUAGUGGCGUUUCUCCUCAAACUCACUACAAAGUACAAGGAGUUGUACAUGAAAAGCUCCCUCAUUACCAUCAUUGUAACAAAUUUGGUUCUUUAUGGAAUUUCGGAGUCUUUGGCACAAACGAUCCUCUCCUUCAAACCGGAAUCUCCUCAAUUCUCUAUCUAUGUGAAUUCUUAUAUCUACCCCAGAUUACGACCAUCAGAUGUAGAGAACAACACCCUGGUACAAACAACUUCAGGACCAAUAGAAUUGAGAGAUGAGACAGAAAUUAGUGAGGAUGAUCUUGAUAGAUUCCUCGAUUACUUAGGAGGACCUGGCUCUGGUAGCGAGGCACCAUUUCUUGUGGAUUCGAGCACUGAUACACCAGCAAUAUACAACUCAAUGUCCACUAUUGAGCCGACAUACUUCAAUUUUUAUCGCUUGAGUGGUUUUAUGUGCUGGGGCUUUAUUAUGGCGUUUGUCCAAUGCUGGUGGUACAAGUUUCUUCAGAUAUACUCGAAGCACCCACAAUUUGUAGAAGUGCUUCGAAAAGUUAUGUCCGACCAGUUUUGUUUCUCACCGAUUUCUCUCUUUUGCUUUUUUACUUACGGAACUAUAGUAUUGGAAAAUGGCACAUGGGAGGAUGCGAAAGCGAAGCUCCUGAAACUUUACCUUCAGACUCUAGUCAUCAAUUACUCUGUUUGGUUCCCCGUUCAAUUCAUCAACUUUUUGCUCAUUCCUAGAGACUUUCAAGUGCCUUUCCUGUCCUCGGUGUCCGUAUUGUGGAACUGUUUCUUGUCCAUGAGAAAUUCUUCAGCGUAG